Molecule: messenger RNA, 516 nt
Organism: Symbiodinium sp. CCMP2592
Lineage: Eukaryota; Dinophyceae; Suessiales; Symbiodiniaceae
Source: the annotation of a GenBank genome assembly
AUGGCUUGUUGUCGUGCCUGCCUUGACAGACUGUGCGCAAGUGCCUGUGAGCCUGGGGCGGCCGUCCUCGGCCCCCUUCUGAACCUUUCACUGUGUGUGACCAGCUUCGUUUUUCUUGUCGUUGCUUUCGCACCUUUGAGCUCCCGCCCCCUAACUGCCAGUUCUUUCCGACUCAUGGCCAUGGCCAACCCUUUCAUGCAGUCCCUCACGCUUAAGCGGUCAGCAAAAAGUUCAAAUCUGAGGAGGACAAGUCGAAGCUUGAAGCCCCCGCUGCUGCUGCUGCUGCUGCUACUGCUGCGCCCUCUUCUGUUCGACAGCAAGCCCAGCCACUUAAAUGCGGAGUUGACACGAGGCUACUUGGACCUCGACUACAAGCUCCGCCAGCUGCUAGCUUCCUUUACUGUGGUCCACCGCUUCGAGGAGUCAUCUGAAGAUCAGGUGCAAUCGAGGUGGAAUGGGAGUUUCGAUGAUCUUCUCCGUGCUUCGGGUGCUGAUGGGGUGCACGCGCCAAGAUGA